This is a messenger RNA of Zophobas morio, 808 nucleotides long. Its product is annotated as metallo-beta-lactamase domain-containing protein 1-like. The transcript has a single exon. Bases 168 to 767 code for a protein of 199 amino acids. The record is from RefSeq and is a predicted model, not a curated record. NCBI's taxonomy places the organism in Eukaryota, Metazoa, Arthropoda, Insecta, Coleoptera, Tenebrionidae.
CGCGAUAUAUUGGUAGCAAAGUCAAACUCACACGUUUGGUGUAUGGAGGGUACAAAGUGUUCUUCAGUUCUUCAUGUGUAGUACCUGGAAUAUCUUUGAUCAAAAUACCUGAGAGACUCUAGUGUAAAUUGCUAAUUUUAUAGUACUAAACAAUCAAUAUUAGUAAAAUGGAAAUUGGUAAAGAUCCUCAAGUUAUUGUCCUUUAUGAUGGUUAUUCAAAAGACGAAGGUACUUCUAUGCUCGCUAAUUGUACUUGUACUUUAAUAAAAGGUCGGACAAACAUAGUAAUAGAUACAAUGACCUCUUGGGAUGGAGACAGACUUACAGAAGCAUUAUACAAGAAUGGAAUAAAUUGCAAUCAAAUAGAGUUUGUAAUAUGUACUCAUGGGCAUUCUGAUCACAUUGGAUGCAACUAUUUGUUUCCCAAAGCAGUUCACAUUGUAGGUUUUUGUAUUUCUCAACAAUAUACAUAUUUUUAUCAUGAUUUUCAAUCAGGAAAAGAAUAUGUUAUUAAUGACAAGGUGAAAGUUGUUCCUACACCAGGGCACACUCUACAAGAUGUUUCUGUAAUUGUCGAGACUGAUGAUGGCGUAGUGGCCAUUACUGGUGAUUUGUUUGAAAAAGAAGAAGACUUGCGUGAUGACAGUAUAUGGAAGUCUGCAGGAAGUGAUUCACAGGAAUUGCAAAUAAUUAAUAGAAAGAAAAUUUUGGAUAUUGCAGAUUACAUUGUUCCAGGGCAUGGCCCAAUGUUUAAAGUGCAUAAGUAGUUUUCUCAUAUUUAUACUAAUAAAAUUGAACUGGAUUUCUC